AUGACAAGCACGCUUUUCAAAAUCCAACAUGAUGCAAUCAUAUGUCAACUGCAUCAUAAAUCAAACGCGACCAUCAACGUUGUCUGCGAGACCAGCGAUGAAAUAGCGAUGCCAAUGUUCGAUAAUUGCCAACAAACUUGGGUUGUUCCAAACGACGUCGUUGGGCUCGACUCGAAAAAGCCCAAAAUGCUCAAAAUCCGCUUUCAUCCCGAUGUUGUCGAGCUCGCCGCCUCGAAUGCCGAUAUUCAUUCGGCGGCGUGCGCGAGCUCGCUUCAAUAUCUCGACGUCCUUUUGGAAGACAGCGAAUGGACGCGUCGCGCCGAAUUCGACACCGUCGGCGUUCAACUCGACCGUUUAUCGCAGCUUUUCACCAAUUUGGACAUUUAUGUCGAUUUCAAACCAAACCAUCUUGAGAUCACUUGGAUACCCGGCGAGGACCACGACGAGCUCGUCAAACUGCUAACCAGCAAAUCCGUGCGGGCGAGCUUGUUGCAGCGAGUCGUCGUCGAUGGUCCGACGACGUCCGUAUUCAUGUCGUUCGAGAAGGACGCCAACCAUCGUCGCAAUCUUUUAGAAAUCACCAUCAAUAACACGGGAAUCAUCGAUGAUCGCGCGACGCCAACGCAAUGCGAGAUCGACACGACCGCCACAUGUGUGACGUGGCGAAUUCCGGAGCGCGACGACGGCGACGAAUUCAAAAAAUCGCCGCCGCGUUGGUCGUCGCUUCUUGACUGUACACUUCAUGUAAAUAAUCAGCACCGAAAACCAUUGCAAUUCAUUUCGCCGUAUUCCACCAUCGCCAAUUUGUACGAGCGACUCUGCGCCACUCUUCACACAUCGGCAUCGAGCCCAAUACCAACCGGCUCAUUGUCAAAAGUUUCGGCCAAUAUCGAGGAUCACGCCAUUAUUGCUUUAGAUAAGAACGAGGCUCCACAAUUGACCAAGCUCAUCUACAUGAUAACGAGCACUCCGCUAGUGAUCAACACCGACAUCGAGAUCGCCACCGAGACCGAGCUGACAUGGUCGCCAACGGAUUCCAUCGAUUCCGGCGUCUCGCUAUCGCCGACACUAUCGUUGGACGAGCCAUUUUUGCCGAUGCCGCGCGGUCGAUCGGCUAGCGAGUGCGCGCCGCCGAGUGCCGCCGGCAAUCAUCACACAAGCACAAAACUGAAAGGCAUAUUGAAGUAUCCGAUGAGAUUCGGCCGAUUCUCGAGAUCGGUAUCGGAAUGUCAUCACGACGACGUCGCCUACCACAUAUCGCCGUAUUUCGCGAUCGAUUCGCAUUUUUCGGAGGAUGAGGAGGAUUCGGACGCGUUUCACGAGAGUUGCGCCGAGACGACGACGCCGCCGCCGCAGCGACGCAAGAAGUGCGUCUCGUUCAGCGAGCGAAUCGAGAAACGCGUCUUCCAUUCGAAUACGAGCAUCGACGCGCAGAAGCGCAAAAAUCAGAAGAAGAAUGAGAAACGCAAGCGAAGAGAUGCCGCGCAUUAUGGUAGCGCUGAUGAUGCCACUUUUGAAGAGGUUCGAUCUUACACCGAUGGCGUUAGCGAUGAUGUCCGAGCGAUUUCGUUGGCUUUGCAACACCCAAAAGCUGAGGUUUUGGCGAUCACCACAGUUCACGGUUGUGUUCCGGUAGAUCAAGCAUGCGCCAACGUCAAGAGGACACUUCGAGCGAAUGGAUUUGAAGGAAAAAUUCCAGUGUAUCGCGGAAGUGCGAAAUCGAUUCUGAAUUUGUCGAAAGACUCGACGGUUUCCGAUUUUUUCGGUGUUGACGGAAUCGGCGACGAGCCGAAAUCGUUUCCGGAAGUCGUCGCCGAUGAUUUUGUGGCUGACGAGAAGCUGGCGCCGUUGGCGUUGUUGGAGAUUUUCGAGAAGAAUCCCGACGCCACGUUGGUAACAAUCGGCCCGCUGACAAAUGUCGCCGUAGCUCUUCAACUCUCUGAAGCGUUUGCGAGCGCGCCGGCGAGAAUGGUAAUAAUGGGCGGCAAUUAUUACGGUGUCGGAAAUGUUGCUGACGGCUCGACGGCCGAGUACAACUUUCACGGUGAUCCCGAAGCUGCCAGUAUUGUGCUGCGUCGAAUGAAAUGCCCGAUCACAGUGGUCCCAUGGGAGGCGUUCUUUUUUGAAUCGCAUUUGCACGAGAAUGCCGUCGAUUUUCAUGCGCAUCUCUCCUAUGACACCCCGUUGGCGAAAUAUUUGAAAAUGGCGACCAGUGUUGGACGCAAAAAAUUGGAAGCAAACGGUCGCCAAUAUGCAUAUUGCGACGAAAUCGCCAUGGCGGUCGCGAUUGACGAGGAAAAAAUAACAAAAGAAUCCAAAAAUUUGCAUGUUGAUGUGGAACUCGCCGGUUAUCAAACAAGAGGCCAAGUUGUUGUCGACUGGAUGAAUGAAUUAUGGAUGAACGAGUCGAGAAAUGAAGGCAAUCGUCCAAUCAAAUUCAUCACGUCGUACAACGUGGAAAUCGUUGACAAAUGGAUUCACGCAGCGGCAUCAGGAAGCGGCAAAUUCGACUAA
Caenorhabditis bovis is the source of this 2514-nucleotide messenger RNA. The record is from the annotation of a GenBank genome assembly. Lineage: Eukaryota; Metazoa; Nematoda; Chromadorea; Rhabditida; Rhabditidae.